Messenger RNA from Quercus robur (English oak), 1440 nucleotides. RefSeq names its product G-type lectin S-receptor-like serine/threonine-protein kinase At1g67520. The transcript is spliced from 7 exons. Gene Ontology annotation, molecular function: ATP binding; protein kinase activity. Gene Ontology annotation, biological process: protein phosphorylation. The coding region runs from base 1 to 1386 and encodes 461 amino acids. NCBI's taxonomy places the organism in Eukaryota, Viridiplantae, Streptophyta, Magnoliopsida, Fagales, Fagaceae. The record is from RefSeq and is a predicted model, not a curated record.
AUGGUUGUAACCCUUAGUGAUGAUGAAGUUUCUAAUCAUGAGUCUAGUAGUAACGAGAAUGGAAACUUCAUUACUUUCACAACUACUGCUAUAGUUGAUGAAAGUGUUGUGGUUGAUGAGAACCCUUCUGAUAAGGAACUCUCUAAGAAUGCUGAUUUGCAAAAAGCCUAUAAUAAGCUUUGCAAGGUUGCUAUAAAGAAUGCUAUGAAUGUUGACAUAGGUUUAAAGAAAAUUGCUUCUCUUGAACUUGGUAUAGGAACAAAGAAGUGGAUAUGUGUUGCAAUUUUCAAAGCCAUUGCUCUACUCGUGAUUGUUUUCUGCAUAUUGUGUUAUCUACUCAAACGGAGGGCAGUUGUAAUUCAAGGGAGUGAUGAAACAAACGGUGAAAAUGGAUUGCUUGCUUCAUUGAGCUUGGACCCAUCUAUCAACAUGAAUGAAAUUCUAAAUGAUGAGAAUGAUGGAGCUCGUUUCAGUGUAAUUAGCUAUACAAGUGUCAUGGCUGCAACAAACAAUUUUUCAUUAGAAAACAAGCUUGGAGAAGGAGGCUUUGGGCCUGUGUAUAAGGGAAAAUUGGCAGGGGGGCAAACGAUAGUGAUAAAGCGAUUAGGGCAAAAUUCAGGACAAGGAAUACCUGAGUUUAGGAAUGAGUUGAUAGUCAUGCCUAAACUCCAACAUGUGAAUAUUGUUAAAAUUAUUGGUUGUUGCAUUCAUGGAGAAGAGAGGAUGUUGGUUUAUGAAUACAUGCCCAACAAAAGUUUAGAUUGCUUUCUAUUUGACUCAAAGAGAGGCAAGUUAUUAGAUUGGAAAAAACGUUUCAAUAUAAUUGAAGGAAUUGCUCAAGGACUACUCUAUCUCCAUAAAUACUCAAGACCAAGAGUAAUUCAUAGAGAUUUAAAAGCCGGAAACAUACUCCUUGACAAAAACAUGAAUCCUAAGAUAUCUGAUUUUGGCAUAGCACGAAUUUUCAAACCAGAUGAAUUGGAAGCAAACACUAAUGUAAUUGUUGGAACAUAUGGUUAUAUAUCUCCUGAGUAUGCCAUGGAAGGCGUGUUCUCCAUAAAGUCUAAUGUCUAUAGCUUUGGAGUCUUGAUGCUUGAAAUUGUGAGUGGUAGAAAAAACAACAGCUUCUACCAUGUUGACUACACACUCAAUUUAGUAGAAUACGCAUGGAAUUUAUGGCAAGAAGGUCAAGGGCAAGAGCUAAUUGAUCCAUCAAUUAGUGAUUCAUGUGUCCACUUUAAGGUACUGAGAUGGAUCCAUAUCAGUCUCCUAUGUAUACAGAAUAAUACUGAUGAUCGGCCCACAAUGUCAGAUGUGCUAUCUAUGUUAAGAAAUGAUAGCAUUCCAUUGCCUUUGCCAAAAAACCAACCAUUUUCUUUUGGAUGAAAUGGCUUCAGGGCAAUUAUUCCUAAGUCCUAAAAGACUCAAAACGUUCUUUUC